AUGUUUUCAGCUACCCAGACAGAUUUGCGUCUGUUACUGGAAUGUCUAAAAUACCAGAUGAAAUGGCCUGGAUCACAGAAACAAGCUCUUCUCACUAUCAUCUCAAUCUGCAAACAAAAUGGUCAGUAUGUGGAGUUCUUUAGAGAGAUUGGGGGAAUUUCCUUCAUCUAUAACCUGUCAAAGUCCAGCACUUUCUCUCAGGUUAAAGAGACUGCUCUAUUUACACUUGCAUCCUUGGCUGAAUUACAUGAGAGCGUUAAGCAGUCAUUGUGCAAAGAGGAGACGUUUUGUGACUUAGCGCAGCAUCUGGAACAGAAACUGCCUCUGACGGAAAAAAGAGUAGCAGUGUACAUGCUGUCUGUAUUGGUUGCCAACAACAGAUGUGGACAGACUCUUGCUAAGACCUCCAGGUGUAUCGAAACCUUGCUCAAUUUGUUCAGGCAUAAUUUUCCAGAUCCUAACGCAUCUUAUGAGCAGCUACAGUUGUGGGCUACUGUGUCUAGUGCUCUCUGCGGCUCUGUCAACAAUCCUCAAAAUGAAGAGAAUCAGAACACAUGUAUGCAUGUGUUUCCCCUGGUGAAGACCUGGCUGCAGGAAGUGGCAUUGCCCAGGGCAGAGCUGGCACAGCCUAUAUGCUCAUUUAUUGGCUUGACUGUUGCAAACAAUCCUUGUGCUCAGCAGUAUUUUGUGUCAGUCGGAGGCCUAGAUUCACUCUCAGACACUCUUACAAGAGUUUUGUCUCAGUCGGCACACAGUGCUCCUGCUUGUAAGGUGGCCAUAGUAAUCACUAAAACACUGUCUGCUUGCAUCUCGAACAAUGAGCAGUUGGUGCCUUCUUUGUCAAAGUCGAUGGUCAUCCCAGGGCUACUGUGUCUGUUGUCCAGCCCAAACCUUGACCCACAAGACCAGCUCGCUGUGGUGUUGACGAUUGGACACCUCACAGAUGCCUGUGUAGAGCAUCAAUCUCAGUUGUUGUCGACAGGAGGUUUACCUAUUAUGAUUUCUCUGCUCACUGAGGCUAGUGAUGAAGAGGUUAGAAAGGCAGCCAUGUUUGUCCUGCACAGAAUCACUGAAUCAUUAGGCGCAGGCAUGUCAACAAUGAGUCUAGAGGAGAGUGACAUGAAGAGUCACUGGCAGUCCGCCGGAGAAAUCCUCCAGAGAAUACAGCUCCUAGAGAAAAAGGGUUUUCUGUUUAUUAGUGUGAAACUGGGGGAAAGAGACACCGAAAUCCAGCAGCCCAGCAAUCUGAAGUUAGCCUCAUCUGUGGAAUGUAAUGAGGCAUGGUGGGAGGGUUCUGUGAUGCGAAAGGUGAAAGGUUACCAUCGAGUAUGUGGGGAGUUACACACAACCCCUGCAGGAACUCUAGAACGACCAAUCCCAAAUGAAAUACCAUACAGUAAAGAGAACUUGCAGUGUGUCAGCACUGAAGAGUGUUUGAGUCCUGCCCAAGUCACUCGCUUCGAAGGACCUAGCUGGGAAAAAGGUAACAAGAGAGAGGAUGAACUAAUGAGAGAGAAUGAGAGGAAUUUUGAGAGAACUGGCAACCAAGAGACAAGCACACAGGGAUUUGUGAAAAAGAGAGACAUGGAGAGGAAAUUACAGUCUGAAAGAGGGGCAAAGAGAAUAAAAAUUAUGUAUCAAGGCAAAAAACGUUUACUGCACUGCAGCACACCAACAGGGGGCGGCAGAGAUACACAGGGCCCAGAUAUUUUCAGACAUCCUGAUCCCAUGAAGAGAAACCAGUGCCCACACACUCGUUCUGAUGAUGAAAUGGCUCUGUGCUCUGAGCUGUUAGACAGAGAAAUUAACAGGUUUCGGAAGCUGUCUUCUGCCUCUAAAGCCAGCAGUCUUUGCUGUGCAGGUUGUGCGAAAAAUAUAAAUGAGAUGGACAGUCGUUCAUUUGGUGCUGUGUUGGGUAGCUGCAGGUUUCGGUGUGACUUUCACCUGGUCCUGCGGGAGGCUGAGGAUCGAUUUAGGAGAAAACAGCAGUUAAAGAGGACUAGACACACUAUAACACACAGUCACAUCCACACACAUGACAAAAACAGAAAAAGCACUAGUGAAGAAACAGAGAUGAGAAAGAGGGAAAAACACAGACUGAGUCACCAACCAUCAGACAAAUGUAUUAGGCUCACACCCUUGAGAAGACCGAGUGAAAUAUACAGCCCAGGCAUAAAAAAGAAAACCUCAGAAGACUGUCUCCCAAAAAAUUCUUCAGACAGACACAGAGAGAGGAGGAACUUUUCUGCUGAUGAGUUGCAGUACCUCAACAUGGGUGUGAAGAGGUUUGGUCACUCCUGGAACUCAUCCCUUCCAGUCGGGACGCACCAAUGUAGACCUGGCCAAGAAGUACCAAAACAUGCAGGCAUGAUAUGACCAAUGACAGAAAGCCAAAGCACAGGAUCUGUCUGAUGCAGGAAACGAAUAAAUCAUCACCAGCUGAACUCAUUUUCAGACAUCACUAUUUAUGUUGUUUUAUUUAAAUAGUUAUGUUCUAUAUUUUUGUUAUUGGAUUGUAUAAUUGUGCCCUUUUGCUAAACAGGUGAUGUGUUAAAAAAUAACAUUGUUUGCACUAAGGAGAAAUGGAAAAAUAAGAUUUAGUUUGAAAGUUUAUUUCCCCCCAUGCUCAAUUUAUUUGAAAAAUAAUUCAUAUGGGUAUCACAGUUACCUGUUUAUUUAUUUUCUGUCAAAUCCACUUUAUUUGCAUGGGAGUCCAUACUAUAUGUAUAUUUGUAUAAAGUUUACUUGUUGUGCAACAGUAGAUUCCCUAGAGCCACGUCAUCUAAAUUCAUUCCUCUUUUGGCUGAAAUACACAAAGCUCUGUUAUACAAGGAUAAUGAGGCAUGGCAUUUCCUUGAGAUUUCAGCAAAUGGAAGCAGCUUAAUAUUUCAUCAAAAACUCUGCUACACGUUCAGUACAGAAAACUCAAGUGAAAGUUGUUUAUUUAUAAUAAAGCCAAAGUUUCUUGGGAAAAGAUCCAGAAAGUUAACCUCAAAAAAGAAAAAGAAAAACCCUGUCCCAUGAGACCCCUUUUCUCUGGAAAGAAUGUUGCCCCUAUCCCCAGAAGCUUCGCUGAGAAAACUGAGAGAUGGUGUAUGCUAUCUUACCAGAAACUUCCCAGGAAUCUCCCAUGUAUUGGGAUUGUUCAUACACUUCUGUGUGUUGAGUUUUGUUUGUUCUCCAAAUUAUUUCUAAUUCCAGCGGCACUGCAGUAAUGUUGAAUCAAGCUAUUACACACAUAUUGAUGUGUUGUUCAUAUGUUACAUAGAAGAUACUGUAGGAAUGCAUACCACAAACAUAUUUGAUUAAAUGCAAAAUACAGAUCA
Carassius carassius (crucian carp) is the source of this 3326-nucleotide messenger RNA. Its product is annotated as telomere repeats-binding bouquet formation protein 1-like. The transcript has 19 exons. Gene Ontology annotation, molecular function: protein binding. The record is from RefSeq and is a predicted model, not a curated record. Gene Ontology annotation, biological process: meiotic attachment of telomere to nuclear envelope; homologous chromosome pairing at meiosis. Bases 1 to 2376 code for a protein of 791 amino acids. Lineage: Eukaryota; Metazoa; Chordata; Actinopteri; Cypriniformes; Cyprinidae.